AUGGUUGCAGAGGAUGAUAUUACAGAUGGUGAGGUUACACAGGAAGAUUGGGAUGCCGUCUUCGCAAUCAAUCCAAUCGCCUACAUCUUCUCUCAAGCCGUGGGUAGCAAGCGCAGUCAAUCCUUUGGUCCCAAGUCUCUACCCUCACCACAAGAGCCCAAGCGACCACGCUAUGAUUCCUCCGAGCCAGAUUACAUCGCUUUGCUCUCGGAUGACAACGAUCCGGCCGUCCCCGCCGACCAUGAGGCGGUGGUGAGCCGUCUCGUGGCCGAGGGCACGCAGGCGGAGCCGGUCGAGAAGACAGUGGACCGCCUCGUGACCCUGUACAAGCAGGGCGUGCCCCUCACCAUCUCCGACAAGAAGGCGAAGUACUAUGUUGUCUGGCGUGGCAGAAAUUGCGGCAUCUUCCUGAGCUGGGAAGAUUGCACCGAUCAGGUCCAUAAAUUCACGAAGAGUGGCUACAAGAGUGAAAAAACAUUCCACGAAGCUGUGAGCCGUCUUACCGAGAAGCUUCUUGACGAACCUCUCGAGGAGCUCGUUAACCUGCUCCGUAAAGAGCUCCUUGAAAAGCCUCGCGAAGACCUCCUUGAACAGCUCCACAAGAAGCUUCUCAACAAGCCUCGCGAGGAAAUCCUUGAAUUGCUCCGUGAGAAGCUCCUUGAAAAGCUCCGCGACCAGGCCCGCGUACGGCAACAUUCUGCCGCCGCCACGGGGCCGGCCGGUCAUGGCUCACAGUCGAUCCCGCAGCCAGAGUACGUGCUGUGCAAGGAACAACAAGAAGCCAUGGACCUUGCCAUGCAGGGCCACAAUUUAUUCAUUACUGGGUCGGGCGGAUGUGGCAAAUCAGUCCUCAUAAAGGCCCUUUAUCGCAAGUUCCAGGACAUGCACAAGAAUGUCGAACUCCUUGCACCCACCGGCUUGGCUGCCAAUAACAUUGGCGGCCGUACAACAUUCUACUACGCCGGAUGGACACCCGAUGGUGCCCAAAAGUCGAUCGAGUACCUCGAAGAGAAGUCUCGAGCUAGGCGUAUCUUCAUGCGAUUUCGGUACACCGAAGUCAUCAUCAUCGAUGAGAUCAGCAUGGUUGAGAAUUUCUUCUUCGGUCGGCUCAGCCACGUCAUGAGUUUCAUCCGUCGCGACGUAGCUAGACGAGAGGGCUGGGUGCAGCCCGAAGGCGCGUUCGGGGGCGUUCAGGUCAUCGCCGUCGGUGACUUUUGUCAGCUCCCCCCGGUGCUGCCGUUCAAGAACUGUCUCGAGUGCGGUAGACCUAUGAAAGAGAAGGUGUCUGAUAUGGCCUUCGUCCCGUAUUGGUGCUCUCAUUGCCACCGCAGCUUCAAGGACUGCGACAAAUGGGCGUUCAAGUCUCCCGAGUGGAAGAAAUGCGAUUUCAAGUAUGUGCACCUGACAAAGAUUCACCGCCAGAAGGAUGAGCGGUUCAUCAGGGUCCUUCAGAAGUGCCGCUUGGGAGAGAAUCUUGACGAGAGCGACGUGAAGCUCCUUCUGAAACACGAAACCCAAGUAGAAAACGGGACUCGUUUGUUCACCCAUAACAAGCAAGUAAAAGAUCACAAUGAGAAUAAAUUCAAGGAGCUCCCCGGCGAUGAGAUGGAGUACACCAGUUAUGAUGCCUUUUACCCAAACAACAGGGGCAGUGAGAGAUACCGCGCUAAACGCGCCAACGAAGAAAUGGCGCGCUUUGCAAAAGAUCACCGGUACACGGAUCCGCUGAAACUCAAGGUUAAUAUGCCUGUCAUAUUGCUUGCAAACAUCGACCUAGACAACAAGCUCUACAAUGGGAGCCAGGGCGUCAUUUCUGGAUUCGCACCACUCCCUUCAUACAGCAUACCAGAUGAACCUGACAGAGACAACUACGAAAAUGACCCGGACGGCUACCAUGCCGCUAUGGAGAGGUACAGAGUCAUGAAUAUAUCUCUCGGUUUAAUAAAGCCGCCUAAGACGCCAGGGACGCCCGAGCCUAAGUUGCACAAGCUGCCCGACCUAUUCCCCGUGGUUCAGUUCACAAACGGAAAAAGCCGCGUCAUUGGCCCUGAUGCCUGCGUCGCUGAGGUCGCCAACGAGCUCAACGAGGGGGCUCCCUACGACUACCUGUCGCGGACGCAGAUUCCCCUUGCCCCCGGCUGGUCCAUGACCAUCCACAAGAGUCAGGGAAUGACCCUGGACCGUGUCAUCGUCAACCUAGCCAACACUUUCGAGAACGGGCAGGCUUACGUGGCGCUGAGCCGGGCGCGGUCCCUCCUGGGCCUCGGGAUCGUAUCGACCGACGAGCAUAGGCUAAGGAAAGCCAUAAAUAUUGACCCCGAGGUGAAGAAGUUUAUGGACCGACUCAACGCCCCAAAUGUCGGGUCGGUUCAAGCUGGGAAAUGA
This is a messenger RNA of Colletotrichum graminicola M1.001, 2385 nucleotides long. RefSeq names its product ATP-dependent DNA helicase PIF1. Gene Ontology annotation, biological process: DNA repair; telomere maintenance. The record is from RefSeq and is a predicted model, not a curated record. Lineage: Eukaryota; Fungi; Ascomycota; Sordariomycetes; Glomerellales; Glomerellaceae. Bases 1 to 2385 code for a protein of 794 amino acids. Gene Ontology annotation, molecular function: ATP hydrolysis activity; DNA helicase activity. The transcript has 9 exons.